This is a messenger RNA of Sciurus carolinensis (gray squirrel), 3466 nucleotides long. It is a transcript of the gene Ttc4, whose product is annotated as tetratricopeptide repeat domain 4. Gene Ontology annotation, molecular function: Hsp90 protein binding. Bases 54 to 1220 code for a protein of 388 amino acids. Lineage: Eukaryota; Metazoa; Chordata; Mammalia; Rodentia; Sciuridae. The record is from RefSeq and is a predicted model, not a curated record. The transcript has 10 exons.
GAAGCCGCGCGCUGGUCUGACCCAGGGUCGGAGCGGGAGAUCCUGGCACUGCUAUGGAGCGUUCUCAGCCUGACGCUGCCGACGACAACGCCAUGGACUCGUUCCUGGAGAAGUUCCAGAACCAGCCUUACCGCGGCGGCUUCCACGAGGACCAGUGGGAGCAGGAAUUUGACAAGAUUCCCCUAUUUAUGAAGAAAGCACCAUCAGAAAUUGAUCCCAAGGAAAAUCCUGAUUUGGCUUGCCUCCAGUCAAUUAUUUUUGAUGAGGAUCGAUCUCCAGAAGAACAAGCCAAAACCUAUAAGGAUGAAGGCAAUGACUACUUUAAAGAAAAAGACUAUAAGAAAGCUGUGAUUUCUUACACUGAAGGAUUAAAGAAAAAAUGUGCAGAUCCUGAUUUGAAUGCUAUCCUUUUUACUAACCGGGCAGCAGCACAGUUCUAUCUGGGCAAUUUUCGUUCUGCUCUCAAUGAUGUGAUGGCUGCCAGAAAGCUAAAACCCUGCCACCUCAAAGCAAUAGUAAGAGGUGCCCUGUGUCAUCUGGAACUGAAACACUUUGCUGAGGCUGUGAGCUGGUGUGAUGAGGGGCUGCAGAUAGAUGCCAAGGAGAAGAAGCUUCUGGAAAUAAGGGCUAAAGCAGACAAGCUAAAGCGGACUGAACAGAGGGAUGUGAGGAAAGCAAAGUUGAAAGAAAAGAAGGAGCAGAGUCAGAAUGAGGCUUUACUCCAAGCCGUCAAGGCUAGGAACAUCAAGCUCGUCUCUGAAGCUGUUGGUGAGGAUGAAGAUUCAGCCUCAGAAGGCAUAGGUGAGAUUUUCCUGGAUGGACUUAGCUCUGAGAAUCCCUAUGGAGCCAGGCUGAGUCUAGAUGAGCAGGGCAGGCUGAGCUGGCCUGUGCUCUUCCUAUACCCGGAGUAUGCCCAGUCGGACUUCAUCUCUGCUUUCCAUGAGGACUCCAGGUUUAUUGAUCAUCUAAUGGUGAUGUUUGGUGAAACACCCUCUUGGGACUCAGAGCAAAAAUACUGCCCUGAUAAUCUGGAGGUCUAUUUUGAGGAUAAGGAUGGGGAAGAACUAUACCAGGUGCCUCCCAAGAGCACCCUACUGCAGGUGCUGCAGCACCCCAGGUACUCUGUAAAAGCCCUGACGCCAGCAUUUCUGGUCUGUGUAGGAUCCUCUUCUUUUUGCAAGAAUUAUUUCCAGGGGAGGCAGGUACACCAGGUAAAGUAACUGAACCAGGCUGUGACAGCCAGGUCCCCUGGAUCUUCUGCCUCACAGGCCUCUGCCUGGAAUUUAGCACACUUGAAUCAGCGGGACACAUCCUAGAAUCCAGCAGUUUUUUUCUGUCACCCCAGAGACAGUCCUUCCUAGCCUCAUGCUGGGGAAGCUGCUGACUUCCAUAAAUUGCAGCCUCUGGUCAAGUACUGUGCUCUGGCUGUUCAUCACUCUCCUAGUGGAUACAAAACUGUGCCUUGGUCAUGACGUCCUUGUAGUGCAUCUCUCAAGAGACUGUCUGCUGCAGCUACCACAAGCAACUGACCCAAGCAACUCACUGGCCUGUGGAGACCGACUCACGAUCUGACGUGGUUCUGAUCCUUCGUGGUGUCAUGCCCCUUAGGAAAGGACACCUCUCUGAGUCAGUAAAACCAGCUCUGCAUGGAGUUCCAAGGCCUUUAGGCUAGGAUCCUUGGUACCCUUCAGAAGUUUGCCAGUUUCCCUGGUCUUUGCAGUGUGAAGAACUCCAGCAGACUUGAAACAGUGGUCUCUCAGUUCCUCUCUGGUUUUCCCGUUUUGGGGCUUUAUGCCUUUUCGUUUGUUUGAGUGUUGUUUUUGAGAUGGAGUCUCGCUAUGUUGCCCAGGCUGCUCUCAAACUCCUGAGCUCAAGCGAUCCUCCUACCUCAGCCUGCCAAGUCCUGGGAACAGGCAUGUGCUAUUAUUGUGCCUGGCUAGGCUUUUAUACCUUUUAACAUAGAAAGUCUUUUUGUAUCUUGGGUCAUUUUCAUAGGUUGUAUUUUUGUCUUCAGCCGCUUGCUCCUGGUGUCCUGGAGGGCUUGUGUAUCCCUACUGGUAACUAGCUGUGUUACUUCCUGCAGGAGCCACCCUUCCCCUGAUGGGAGCGUACUUCCUGCUGCUCAUGUAAAGCGACCUGAGCAGAUGGGACUUGGGCUGCAUCCAGAAACUUGAAGAGCUGGGACAUGGUGGCUUGUGCUCUUUGCUUCUGCUGUGAGAUCCCAAAUAAGAGCUGUUCCUUCAGCUUGGGUGCCAGAGUGGGAAGGCACAGGGAGCAGAGCCGAAGCAGCCGGCUAGAAGCCACUGAUUGUAACAUGAAUGAGAAAUGGAUGUUUGCUGAGAUUUGGGGUUGGUGGUUACAAUAGCAAAGCUGACUAAUACGUCAUUAAAAUGAAAGCAGCUGCUGUCCUUCAGAUGGGCUAAUUUGGGGUUUGUGUCAUGUACUUCAUUAUUUUUGGAGGAGAAAUUGGCUGUGGAAUGUUUGUUUACAAAGAACCAUGCAGCUUUCCCUCCAGGUGCUGGUUCCUACCAGGCCGGCCUCCUUCCCAAGCCUGCUUUUGGCCACACUUAGGCCAUCCUCUCUCACUUCCCACCUGUCUCCCUUUGUAAGAACUCGGAAUUGGGGGUGGGGGGCGGGUAACAUUUAGUCAGCAACAACUGGCAGGCAUUGAGAGUUCCUGUAGCAGCUGUCACUGGCCACCUCACUGUUGUGGGGCAAGGCAGGCUCCACUGUGCCCUCACUUAUCUCUGAUUAGAGAUGCCUACACAGCCCCCCUUCCUAGACACUGUGAGACUGAGAUGAAGUGCUGGAUGCCACCAAGUUGUACAAUGAAAUGCACCUGGGAAGGGUUCUGUGACUUUCAUCCUUAGCACCCAGCCCUCUCCUUACGCUCCUGGCAGUCUAGGUUAUCAGGUAGACCUUCUCUUUAGUUCCUACUCCCCACCUCCAGCUUGGAUGGAGCAGACGGGAGAGAGGGACUUAGAAGACAGUGUUAGAACAGAGGUAGGUCUCAGUGGCUACUGCUUUGCCAUGAAUGUGGGUGGGUAGGGACUGCUGCUUGGAAACCGCUUCACCUGUAAAAUGGUGGUGACACCAGCUUAUUGAUGGCACUUCUGUGCAAUAGUACAUGUAAAUACCCAGCUCAGUGCCUGGCCUGUACUAAGUCCACAAAUGGCUCUUCACUCAAGCGCACUGUCCAGAGGCACAUCCAUACAGACAGGUAGCACUGAACCAGGGAUUCACAAUGAAAAGUAAGUUUGUUUCCUGGGAACAUCACAACUUGGUGGGUGCUACUGACAUGGAGUGUAGAGGCCAGGGAUGCCUCUAAACACCUUAUGGUGCACAGGACAUCCCCACAACAAGGAACUAUCUGACCCAAAUUGUCAGAAUGCUGAGAUUGAGAAAUGUUGCUCUAAACCUAAAAGAUAAAAUAAAAACUACUGAAGACUAUGUAAGUUGAAAUGUU